This is a messenger RNA of Diorhabda sublineata, 9673 nucleotides long. Its product is annotated as importin-4-like. Gene Ontology annotation, cellular component: cytoplasm; nucleus. Gene Ontology annotation, molecular function: small GTPase binding; nuclear import signal receptor activity. The transcript has 16 exons. Lineage: Eukaryota; Metazoa; Arthropoda; Insecta; Coleoptera; Chrysomelidae. The record is from RefSeq and is a predicted model, not a curated record. The coding region runs from base 178 to 3438 and encodes 1086 amino acids. Gene Ontology annotation, biological process: protein import into nucleus.
CUUAUAUUACGCACGGAUGAUGAUUUUAAUUGGUUGUAAAUUGAGGGAAUAUGAACUGUGUAUGCAUUUACAAUAUUCAUAAUUAGAAAAAAAUUACAACCUACAACCGAGUUCAUCUUAAUUGUUAAAUACGUUCAAUUCGAUAAAAUUGUAAUAUACUUAAAGUUAUUUAACAAUAUGGAAGAAAUAUUAUCAAAAUUAUUAGUGUCUAACAGUAAAACUAUUCAAGAGGGUACCAAAGAACUUCGAGAAGCCUUUAAAAAACCCGAAGCAGUACCGGCGUUAUGCGAUGUACUAGUAACAUCUUCUCACCCGCAAAUAAGACAAUCGGCUGCUGUUCUUCUAAGGAGAAAAUUCGGUAAAAAGAGAUAUUGGAGCAGAAUCAAUGUUGACAUAAGAAACAGAAUUAAAGAAGGUAUGCUUCAAGCUUUGGUAAAUGAACAGGAAAAAUUGGUUAAAAAUUCGAUUGCUCAAUUUAUUGGUAUUAUAGGAAAACAUGAGUUUCCUGAUAAUACUUGGCCUGAAGUUUUGCAAUUCAUCCAUACUUUGACUAGCAGUGAAAAUAAUUUUGAUAAAGAGCUUGGAAUGUAUACUCUUUCAAUAAUGACUGAAAUUGCUCAAAGCUCAUAUAUAGUUCAUGCAGAAUCUUUUGCUAUUCUGUUCACAAAUAUAAUCAAUAACGUUACCGACUUAAAAUCAAAUUUAGCAUAUUAUACAGUAAUCACAAUGAAAAAUCUUGUGUCUGUUAUUGGUGGACAUCAGCAGAUGAUCAACGUAUAUCAUUCUCUAUUACCAAAAAUACUUCAAAUAAUAAACACUAUGGCAAUCGAAGAUGAAAAAAAAGCAGUAGAUAUGUUUGAACUUCUAGAAGAACUUAUUGAAUUUGCUGUUAGUGUGGUGGCGCCACAUUUGAAAUCAAUAAUUGAAAUGUGCCUUCAGUUAGCUAGUAACAGUGGUACACCGAAAUCUGUUCAAAUCAAAGCUAUUAGUGUUGUGGGAUGGUUAAUAAGGUCGAAAGGAAAGGUAGUUCAGAAAAAUAAACUUGUUGAACCUAUUAUCGACGUUUUGAUACUUUUAAUGGCCCAAAAACCGGAAGAUGAGGGCAACGAAGAAUAUUUCAUGGGUGAUCCAGAUCAAUUUACAUCCAUUACAGCUGCAACUCAAACUCUAGACCUCAUCGCUCUUAAUAUCCCAGCUGAGAAAGUAAUACCUUACGUUUUGACUAAAGUAGAGCCAGCAAUACAAGGUGGGGAAAUUUAUUCUCAGAAAGCCGCAUAUUUAUCGUUGGCUGUAUUAGCCGAAGGUUGUUCAGAAUGCAUUAGAAACAAAUACCUGGAAGCUUUCCUCAAAUGCGUGUGUUCAGCUAUACACAAUCCUAAUGCAGUUGUUAGAAAUGCGGCGUUCUUUGCUUUGGGGCAGUUCGCUGAACAUUUACAACCAGAGAUAAGUCAAUACGCCUCAGAAUUAUUACCGGUGUUGUUUGAAUGUUUGGGACAAACUUUUAUACAAAUGGAAGCCGAGAAAAAAGAUCCUCCGAGUUUAGACAGGUUGUUUUAUGCUUUGGAAACGUUCUGUGAAAAUUUGGAUGAAGGAUUAUUGCCUUAUUUGCCUACACUAAUGGAAAGAAUAUUCGCCGCAUUGGAUCCAAACGGUUUUUCUCUUCAAUUAAAAAGAGUAGCAUUGAGUACAUUAGGAUCAGUAGCUAGUGCAGUAAAAGAAGGUUUAUUACCAUAUUUUUCUAAAGUCAUCGAUAUUUUGAAGGUAUACAUUAAUUCAGAUCCGAAUUCUGAAAUUCACCAAAUUCAGUGCUAUGCAAUUGAAUCUUUGGCAGUUGUAGCACAGUUUAUUGGUCCUGAAAACUUCCGACCUUUAACUGGUGAUUGUUUACAACUGGGAUUAAAAAUAUUAGAGGGUACAUCUGAUCCUGAUAUAAAUAAAAGUGUUUAUGCCCUUUUCGCAGCUCUAGCAAUAAAUAUGAAGGAAGAAUUAAGUCCGGCUUUGCCGAAAAUAGUGAAUGAAAUGAUUGGAAGUAUUCAAAGUAGUGAAGGAAUUGUGACUCAUUACGAAGAUGAAGAUAAGGAUGAAAUAGAUGUCUAUGGUGAGUUGUCAGAAGAUGACGAGGAUAUAGAAGAAGACAUAGACGGUUCUUCGUCAGGAAGCGGAGAUUCUACUCAAUGUCGAUAUUCCGUAGAAAAUUCUUAUAAUGAAGAAAAAGAACAAGCGUGUCUAUCCUUAAAGGAUAUAUGUUUAAAUACAGGAGCUGCUUUUCUUCCAUAUAUCGAAAAAUGUUUUGAAGAGAUUUUCAAAUUAAUCAACUACCCGCAAGAUGAUAUUCGGAAAGCUUCAGUGGAGGCACUCCUCCAAUUUUGCAUAACAUUAUACAAAUACAGUACUCCUGAUAACAAACAAUCUUUGUAUAGAGCGUUACAAAUGUUUGUACCAAAGUGCGCUGAAUUAAUAAGAGCCGAUGAAGAAAGAAGUGUAGUUAUGGUAUGUUUGGAUUCUUACACGACACUUUUAGAUGAAAUUAAAGGAGAAGUUUUCGUUAUUGACGGUCAUAGAGAGGCUAUCAUGAACUGUGUUGUCGAUGUUUUGAAUUUAAAAACAAUGUGUCAGGAUACUGAUCUAGCUGGUCAAACUGAAAAUAACGAAGAUGACGUCGAAGCCGAACAAGACGAAUUAUUAUUGGAGUCUGCUGGUGAUGUUAUACCGAAAUUUUCGGCAGCUAUACGCCCCGAUGAUUUGGCAUCGUAUUUUCCGAAUAUAUUGCAAUUAAUGUCCGCUAGGACGAAAAAGCAACAUAGUAUCGCCCAAAGAUCAUUUGCCUUCGGUACUUUAGCCGAAUGUAUGAAGUACUUGGAUAUUUAUGUAGAAAAAUUCGUUCCUACACUAUUAAAUUUAUGGUUUACUGGUGCUAGAGAUUCUGCAGGUGAAGUGAGGAAUAACGCCAUAUUCGGUUUAGGAGAAAUGAUUUUACACGGAAAAGAUAAAGUUUUUGGUCAAUAUUCGGAUAUUUUACAAGCUCUUUCAACUGCCGUUUCGAAGGAAACACAUUCAGGAACCUUAGAUAAUAUUUGCGGUGCUCUAGCUAAAAUGAUAUUAGUCAAUGCUAAUGGUAUACCAUUAGAUCAAGUUUUCCCUGCGUUUUUACAAAAACUUCCGUUAAGAGACGAUUUCCAAGAAAACGAAGCUGUCGUCAAAUGUUUUUACUCCCUGUACCAACAGGGAAAUUCAGUGCUGAAACAACAUUUAGUUGACGUUAUAAAAGUUUUAGUUCAUAUUUAUUAUAAAGGACAAACACCUAAUGAUGAUAUCAAAAAUGUAUUGGGGGAAUUUAUAAAAACUAUCAACCGCGAUUUUCCUCAAGAAUUUGCUAAUUCCGUGUCUUCCCUAGAACCAGCCGCGACAGAAUCGAUACAAAAACUAUUAUCAUCCUAAAUAAAACCUAUGUUAAAAUAACUUCGAAGCUAAGAUGUUCUAUUUUCCUGUUGUACUCCAAUUUCUGUGCUUUUUUCUUCACGAAACAGAACAAAAAUAAUUUAAUCAUAAUGUUUAAGUAUAUAUUUAUUUAUAGAAAGUUUUUACGUUUUACUCAAUUGACUAACGUUCUUUGUAAAUACCAAACUACAAAUAUCUUCAAAAUCGAAAUGAAAUUAUCAUAUUCUCACAAUAACUGUCACACAUUUUUGCUGAUUAAAUCUGUACAAUUUUCCUCGUCAUCUUGUAUAUUUCAUCAUCAUCGUCAUAUAGCUCCCAGUGGAGCAAAGCGCACCUAUUGGUGCUUCAGCAGUUGUGGUAAAACCAUGAGAUUGCUAUCCUCUUACAUAGUUAUGUGGGCUUCUUUUGAUGACGAGGACUCUCCAUUUUCUUCUGUUUUUAACUAUUUCUGUAGUCUCUUUCCAUGUUAAGUUACUUAUAUUCAUCAAUCUCAUUUCUUUUAAAAAUAAAUUAUGACAUAUCAAUUCAAUUGCCUUGUUUCCACUUAAUUUAAAUUUAUAGCUUCCAACUUUACAUGCAAUGAAGUGGUGAAUUAAUUUCGCACAAAGUAGAACCUUUUAAACUGAAGCAGUUACAAUUAGGAACCUCAUAAGUAGAUUAAGUGAACUUACAUCACAGUAUUAAAAUUUUAUUCAAUUUUCUUGAUUCACAUCAACAUAUUCGUGGGUAUCCAUCUUAGUAACACGACUGUUUUUCGUUUUCAUCAAAUUUAUAAGUUAUACCUCAAUAAACUGAGUUUUCUGAGGAGCACGUUUUAGUGAAUACACCAAAACCGGUGACAAUAUUUGAAAUGAAACGAGUUCCUUGGAAAAGUAUUCUACGCAAAUUUUCAGUAGUGUCCGAUACACAUAUCGACUCAGCUCUACCUAGUAUACUCUGAAAAUUAUGGAUUGAGGAUUUUAAGUCUCUUUGAUCUGAUUAGGUUUUUAGGUAGACAAAUUGGUAAAAAAUAUUUUGUUUCUGGAAAGAUAUUUGAAUUUUGGUGAAUAUUUCAUUGUGGCAUGUGCCUUUGUUAUUUUUAUAUUGAAUUUAAUAUAUAAGUUGAUGUAAUAAAUAUUUUAUUUCUUUAUAAUAACCUGUUCCCUUUGCAAUAUAAAUAGCAACCCUCGUACUUACAUCUUGUUAAAUAAACCAUUUUUGGUAAUUGAAAUUAAAAUACUUGUUCAAGUUGUAAUUAAUAUAUUUUUGAAUUAAAAUUGUAUGGUGGCAAACAAAUAUAAAAUUAUUAAUAGUAUUUUGCGGGUAAUCACAUCCUUUCUCGUUUUGUACAAUUAAUAAAAAAUAAAAUUACAAAAUAUCAACUACCCCCAAAAUCCUUUCAAUUCCUACUUUCAUAGUACAGAGACCUUUCGUAUUAGACUCGACAGAAAUUCCCCUUAAUUUGAUGCUAAUGAAACUAUUCAAGAAUAUCCCUUCAAUAUUAGGGAUGUUUUUUAUUAUAUAAACUUCCCUUACAAACACUUUUUAAGCGAUAACAAACUAUAUAUUGAAAUGAUUGUUAAUAUUCACAAAAAUAGUGACAUUUAAGAAACCUCACGCUCAACUAGAAGCCUAAUUUGUAAGUUAUUUUGUUUGUAGUUCUUAGUGUCGUUAACAAAGUGUUUGCAAUUAUUAUAAAUAAAUAUGGGAAGUUGUGGGGGCUUUUUCUUCAUGCUUAUGGUCCUACUAAUAGUUAAAAAUUGUACAUAUUCAAUUUAUUGAGUACAUUGUUGCUGCUCUAAACAGAUAUAUAACAUAAAAACCGUUUAAAACAUUAAUAAUGUACAACGAUAAGUAUUACAGGUAAUAUUUAUAAAACGGUAUUCAAGUACUCCCAGUUUAUAAAUUAUAAUUUAUUUGUUGUUCACAUUACAAAUAACAUUUAUUUAACCUUUUCUAAAUAAAAAAAUAUAAUUAAUAAAAAAAUAAAUUAAUUAGUAUUCUAUUUCCAUUUGAGUGUUGUUUAAAUAGCGAAAUUUCAUUUUAAGAUUCUUUUACUUUACCUCCUAGGAAGCCAAUUUGAUAAAUUAUGCUGUGGUUGAAGUUCGUCCUCAAUGACCAUACAUUUUGAUCUGAAGAAUUAGCUGUAGCGAACCACAUCCAUUUUAAUUCUACUUUUUUUCAUUUUUAUGUUAUUGAUCUCAUAUGCUUGUAUUUGGAAAUUGGUAAUAAGCAAUUGAAAAGGAAGUAGAUAGGAGCAAAACCAAUUAUUAGGAUAACUAAUCUACAGGGGUUGAGACAGGCAAAGGCACUCCUGGGAAACUAUAACGAAAGAAAAUUUGCUGAAUGUAUCAGUAAAAACAAUCUACAAAUAUUGAAAGGAGUCCUAUUGGGGCAAUGUCGCCUCAAAGGAUACCUAAAGACGCUAAAUUUAGCAGAUAAUGCAGCGUGCAUAUUCUGUGUUGCAGAGGAAGAAACCUCUAUCCACAUUCUCUCAAAGUGUGAGACACUCCAGAACUUUUUAAGAGGAGUGGGAUUAAUAGAUUAGCUGUAAACAGUGAGAUCCCCAGUACCGCAACAAGAAACGGGGGCACAAUAAAUCCUUUGGGUCACAGUAUACAUGGUACCCUAUUAUACAUAAAUUUUUAUAACAAAUCGAAAUUUUGAAAAAAUAUUAUAAAAAGGCGGAAUUAAAGUUGUAUAUUGUAUGAAGAUUUAUACUGGAGGCGACAUAAUUUAUCUGAAGAAGGGUUGAUUGUUGCAGUUUCUAUAACAGUCUAACAGUGGUAUUACAGUGAUAACGGUUGUCUCAGUGGUGUAGAGAGGCCGGAGCGAUUAAAUAGACUACUGAAUGGCUGAAUUUAGCGAUAGAGAUGUCUUAGAGAAAUCACAAAAAGAAAUUCAUUGAGAGUACACCAUAUCUUGUAGUGCUUAAUCUAAAUUAUAUUAAGGAGGUUAGUCACUACUCACAGCUUCGGUACAGUUAAUUUCAGUACUACAUCACUGGGUAGUUUGAUGAUUUUCAAGCUGGACCUGAUGUUACUGCAUAUCACUAUAGUAGUAGAGGAAAACAAUCUAAAAAUGAAAUUUUGUAACUUUAAUAUCACUCAAAUGAGGAAAUUGACAAAUUAAUAUAUUUUGGAAGCGACUAAAUGAAAGAUGUGAACCACAGUAAUUAACAAAAUACGAAAACCAUAACAAACCUAUUGGCAUGUUACAAUACUCACUUUUGGUUGAAUGUGGUAAGGGAUUAUUCGAAAUAAAUGGUUUACUGAAAAAAAUUUCUUCCGAAUUCAAUAUAUUAUGAAAAAUUAAAUUCUAGAAUCGUUUUUUCCAGAAUAAAGCAUCAGACUUUACAACCUUCAUAUUCAUGAUACUUUGAAUUAACAAAAUAUUCUAAUUACAUAUCAGAAUCGUUUUUUUUUAAUAUAUUUUAAUUUUUUUGUAUAAAUUUCAGUCUUUCUAUACAUAUUUUCAAUUAUAAUUUGAGCAACUCAUGUUUUAAAAUAUCAAAUGUUUUAUUUGCGAAACAGUAACUCUUUCAAUUUACAUUUUUUCUGCUACUGUUUAACGAUGAUUGAAAUGGUUAAAAAAUGUGAUGGGAAAAAUGUCUUAUGCUGGUAAUUGUACCCUGAUGUAUUAAUCUUAAUUUGUUACCGGUGUUGACUUAAUUUACAAUCAGUUCUUUUGGACUAAACAGUCAUAUAAUAAAUUUUAUCCAAUAUAAAAAUCGAUUAAUUUUAAAUCUGGUAAUUUAGUUGGUCAUUUAUAAUUUUAUUGAUUUAGUAUUAAUUAUUUUACGUAUAAAUUUCGAGGAAAAAAAAGAUUUUACCAAAAUGUCUGGCAGUUAUGCAAUAUAAAAGUAACAAACUGGAAGGAAUCGAUUCGGUAUAUUGAAAAAUGAUUUAUAAGAUCAACAAUUUAAUGAUCAAGUUGAUUAUAGAAUUGUAUAAAGAAUAGAAUCCUAUUCUUUAUACAAUGAUUAUAUCAAUCCCUAAAUUAAAAUUGACAAACAUUUUCAGCUAAAAAUACAGUUUUUCUUGUAAAGUUUCGAUUUUUCAGGAAACUUCUUUAAAUGAAAAGCGUAACCAAUUGCAACUAAAGUUGCAUGACAAUUCAGAAUUUUCUGGGAAUAAAAAAUUUUCAGUUUUUUCAUAAACUUUCAAUGUCAAAAGUGUGAAGGUAAAAUAUAAACAUGUGGUUUAACUCUUUAGACAGUUACCUUCUGAACUUCAUUCUUUAUUUUGAUAUGGUCAAAGCAUGGAAUUGGAAAAAAAAUCAUGUCAAGAAACGAAAGUUGCUUCUUGUCAAGAAAAACUGAAUUUUACAAAGAUCAAUGUGAAAAAAAUUUAUAUUUUUGAUAUAAUGUGAUUAUAACUCGAACAAAUUUAACAAAAAAGUCCUGUAGGAAAAGGGACAUUACGUGGAAAUAAAAUAAAUUAUAAAGAACUACCUACACAGGAUAUAACUUUUCAUUUCCUUGAGAUAUAUGGGGUAAAUGUCGAAUGAUUUCCAAUGGGAAAUUUAAUAUGGUCCGAUGAAAUGACACUAAUGUCGUUUUGAUAAAUUGUGUACAGGGCCCCAUAAUCCACGAAUAGGUAUUCCAAAAAGAGUCUCGAUUCAAAUAACUCUAGUUCAUAUAAAAGGAAUCAAUUUGAUCGACUAAUUCACACCCACUUAUAUGAUUAGAAUAAACUUUUGGAUUUUUUUGUGGGCUUGUAUGAUACAAGAACGAGUAUUGCAUAAGGUUCUGUACAUUCUUCUGAAUAAUGCUUAUAUAGAAAGAUGAGCUUAAUAUGGAUCAGUUAGAUCAUUUCAAUAGGAAAAGGGAAUCUAAACAAGUGUAUGUAUCAUGGAAGAAUCUGUAGAUAUACUUAUGUAAGAAAUAUAACCUUUCACUCCACCCGAAAUGUUUUUCCGAGUACCAUAAAAUAUAAAUUAAGUUGUAGGGCCCCAAAAAAAAACUCCAUUCAAAGCCUAUAGUACAUAUGGGAGGAAUCGAUUCGAUUGACUAAGUUAUACCUACAUAUAGGAUUGGAAUAAGGUAAACAAAAGUGGUGGUUCAAUUUUUUCUGGGCCAUAAAUGCUUGUAUGGUAAAAAGAUGGUGUUUGUAUAGGAUGUAAGAUUCUAAAAUAAAUCUUUUGCAAUUCUAGAGGGAAUAUGUUAUGUACUUUCCUCAGAAUGAACAACACCUAAUUGGUGCGCAUGGUUAGAAUGACAAUGAGGAACGCUUCUGGCAGAGUGAAGGUAUCGGGGAGUGCCACUAGCGACAAUUUCUCACUGGAAGGUGUUGCAAGGAGCUUCCGAAGGAAUCCCAUUGGGACUAUUUGCGCCUAUGCGGAUGAUGAUGACAUCAUGGCACGAACCAUUUGUAGUUCAAGCGAGUAGGUGAAGUAACAGGACUCAAAAUCAAAAAACAGAAAACCAUGAGAACCUCAAGGAGAAUACCGACCUCCCAAACCGCGUUCCAAAUCAGAGAACAUCGUACCACCAAUUCAAAUAUCUUGGGUCUUUGAUAAAUGAAGGAAAUGCUUCAGGAUUCUCACGAAAGUCAAUGCUCACAAUUUACAAGGCAAUAACUCGUCCCGUAGUCACAUAGGGAUGCGAGACAUGGACUAUAACGACAAGUGAGCGGAUUUUGAACUGCUGGGAACGUAAGAUUUUCGCAAGAACGGCGCUAGAAGGAUGGGGUGGCAGAAUCGCACGACCCUUCUUGCUAUUUGAAAAAUCUGAUGGUGUAGCAGUCAAGGGGAUGGGGUAAAACGGGUGACAAUAGUUGGUACGUUAUAAAACACCUCGUUGAAAAUAAAAAUUGACGGUUGAGUUGGAUUCAUACUGACACACCUUUUACGCGCUGACGCGCGUUUCGAUAAUAAAGUUAUCGUCUUCAGAAACUGAAGAUAAACUUUUUACCUCGGUGUUUAGUGUAGAGGGGUAAAACUUAUCGGUACCGUACAUUUAGUACGGAAUAAUUUUUUUUUUUAUUUAUUUUAGUGAUCUAUUGAUUUAGAAAAUUGUCGAUCUUUGACGAGAGUACUUGAAUCCCAAAGUCAUUUUUUGUACCUAUGAUAUCUUCGUAUAUUUUUAUACAAAAAAAAACAGACAUUAAUCCUAAAAUUAACAUGAAUAAAGUCUUCAUCACAGUUUUACUAUAAUUAAUUCCUAUAAUAAUUAAUAUAUAUUACGAGAAUAUUAAAAAAAUCUGUACAAGUUGUAUUACGCCCUAAUAUAUUUAUAAAAUAAAACAUUGUUUUU